Messenger RNA from Loxodonta africana (African savanna elephant), 2815 nucleotides. RefSeq lists its product as uncharacterized. Gene Ontology annotation, molecular function: structural constituent of chromatin; DNA binding; protein heterodimerization activity. The transcript is spliced from 7 exons. The record is from RefSeq and is a predicted model, not a curated record. Lineage: Eukaryota; Metazoa; Chordata; Mammalia; Proboscidea; Elephantidae. Gene Ontology annotation, biological process: nucleosome assembly. Gene Ontology annotation, cellular component: nucleosome. Bases 16 to 2388 code for a protein of 790 amino acids.
AGAUAAAAGCCAGGAAUGGCAUCCGGGACCUCGCGGGGGCGGGCGAGAUUUCUACCACGAAUCACAACCCCACACAUAAACUGUAUUCGUCUUCAUAAAUACCCUUUUGGUCAGAUUUUCUUUGGCUUGGUGAUGCAGAAGGGCGAUGUCCUGCAGUUCCAAAACUCCUCAGUAGGGGCGUUUCGUCCGCAGGGCCGUUUCGGCCACAGAGGCUUUGCUGCAGAGGAAAAGCGGAAAGGGCAAAGCCUGAGGGCAAAGGAGCACACUUUCGCAUCCCAAAGGAGGCUGCUGCAGUUUGGGUCGUGUCGGCCAGGUCUCCUGUGUAACCAUUCCAGGCAGCAAAUGAUAAUCAUUGAAAAAUGUCACUUUCUUUUGUCUCCUGCAGUUGUUAAGUGGUCCGAAAAUCCCAAUCUGGUGCUGCAGGACCUGUGCGAUACGCCGCCACCAUCGGGCGGGGCCCAAUUCGUCCUCGAUGACGUCAGCCAGGUUGCGUCGGGCUGCGAAAGGCGGGGCCAACAAGGCCAACGUACGUCCCCGCGCGCGCGGGCUCGGUUUUCAAUUAGGUCCGAGACCGGCUCAUAUAAACGGGUUCUUUCCUCUAGCAGCUAUUUCUCUGCAGCUGGUUCGUACUGCGGUGGCUUGACGAUGUCUGGACGUGGUAAGGGUGGAAAGGGUCUUGGGAAAGGCGGUGCUAAGCGCCACCGUAAGGUGCUGCGUGAUAAUAUCCAGGGUAUCACCAAGCCUGCUAUCCGUCGUCUGGCUCGGCGUGGCGGUGUCAAGCGCAUCUCCGGCCUCAUUUAUGAGGAGACUCGGGGGGUGCUCAAAGUCUUCCUGGAGAACGUGAUCCGGGACGCCGUCACUUACACCGAGCACGCUAAGCGCAAGACGGUCACGGCCAUGGAUGUGGUCUACGCGCUCAAGCGCCAGGGGCGCACUCUGCCAUCAGAUCUUCACCAUCGCGCAGGUCGUUUCAGUAUGGCUCGGACCAAGCAGACAGCUCGUAAGUCCACCGGCGGCAAGGCGCCCCGUAAGCAGCUGGCCACCAAAGCUGCCCGCAAGAGCGCCCCGGCCACCGGCGGCGUGAAGAAGCCCCACCGCUACCGGCCCGGCACCGUGGCGCUGCGCGAGAUCAGGCGUUACCAGAAGUCCACCGAGCUGCUGAUCCGCAAGCUGCCUUUCCAGCGGCUGGUGCGCGAGAUCGCGCAGGACUUCAAGACCGAUCUGCGCUUCCAGAGCUCGGCCGUCAUGGCGCUGCAGGAGGCGUGCGAGGCCUACCUGGUGGGGCUGUUUGAGGACACCAACCUGUGCGCCAUCCAUGCCAAGCGCGUCACUAUCAUGCCCAAGGACAUCCAGCUGGCCCGCCGUAUUCGCGGGGAGAGGGCACACCGCGUGCUUGGCCAGCUCCCCGGGCAACAACAGACGCACGGCCGUCUGGAUCUCCCUGGAUGUGAUGGUCGAGCGCUUGUUGUAAUGUGCCAAGCGCGAUGCCUCGCCCGCGAUACGCUCGAAGAUGUCAUUGACAAAGGAGUUCAUGAUGCCCAUGGCCUUGGACGAAAUGCCUGUGUCCGGGUGGACCUGCUUCAGCACCUUGUAGACGUAGACAGAGUAGCUCUCCUUGCGGCUGCGCUUGCGUUUCUUGCCAUCCUUCUUCUGCGCCUUGGUCACCGCCUUCUUGGAGCCCUUCUUCGGGGCAGGAGCGGACUUAGCUGGUUCAGGCAUGGUGUUAUCAGAGAUAACCAUUUACUCAAAAUAACUUGGGAUGGGUAUGGGCCGCUUGAGGCGCCUAUGGCGGCUGCCGACAUCGCUCUACCGUACCCUUCUCCGGAGCCUACCCAGCCACUGUCGCCACUGAAGCAUACAUACUACCCUACUUUCCUGUCUCCAAUGCUGGUUGGCUAUAGUGUGUUUUUGGUGAAAGUUUACACAGCAAAUGAGCAGAAGCACAGGGGCGGGGACUCAAUACAGCUUCCCGCCUUUUCCAUCCUUUCAGUUUUCAAAAAGGUCCGCUCAAUCGACAUAUAUGAGCUGCAGCGGGUGAUUGGCUUACUCAACCCUUUUACUCGGUUCUGUAUAGCUAUGUCUGGUCGUGGCAAGGGCGGUAAAGGCCUGGGGAAAGGCGGCGCCAAGCGCCAUCGCAAGGUUUUGCGGGACAACAUCCAGGGUAUUACCAAGCCCGCUAUCCGUCGCCUGGCUCGCCGAGGCGGUGUUAAGCGCAUCUCCGGCCUCAUCUACGAGGAGACUCGGGGGGUGCUUAAGGUCUUCCUGGAGAAUGUGAUUCGUGACGCUGUCACCUACACCGAGCACGCCAAGCGCAAGACAGUUACAGCCAUGGAUGUGGUCUACGCGCUCAAGCGCCAGGGGCGCACCCUCUACGGCUUCGGCGGUUAAGCUUGCACCUACCUGCUAGAUUUCUGUAGCCACGCUAUAAGGGCCCUUUUCAGGGCCACCUCCAUUUUCUUUUAAGGAGCUUGCACUUAACGUGCCCAGAGAGAAUACAACGCCUCAUCCAUAACUGCAAUGUGAGGAGUUACUUGGGUGCAUGAGGAAAAAUCAGUAUAAGCUUCGCUUAACAUAGUUGGGUGUUUUACUCUAUUCCUCGUAACAGGUGUCACAUGGAGCACUUAAUCUCAUGUUUGACAGGUAUGUAUUUAGUGGGCUCAAGUGCCACAGGUGUGGAUAAAGUAGGAAGUCUUGACAGUCUGGCAUCAGACAAUAUGAAUCUUAGAUAUGAUGCUCCUAUAAGGCAGCUAUUUUUUCUUUAUCAAGAGUAAAGUACUGUAAUUGCUCAAAAAAAAAAAAGAAAAAUUCCCCCAAA